Messenger RNA from Cynocephalus volans (Philippine flying lemur), 684 nucleotides. Its product is annotated as testis-specific Y-encoded protein 8-like. The record is from RefSeq and is a predicted model, not a curated record. The transcript has 6 exons. Gene Ontology annotation, cellular component: chromatin; nucleus. Lineage: Eukaryota; Metazoa; Chordata; Mammalia; Dermoptera; Cynocephalidae. Bases 1 to 684 code for a protein of 227 amino acids. Gene Ontology annotation, biological process: nucleosome assembly. Gene Ontology annotation, molecular function: chromatin binding; histone binding.
AUGGCGAGUGAGACGGGCUCCCGGUUGGAAGGGGCUCUCGCGGGACCCUGGAUGAAGAGGGAGGCGGCUGCGACUGGGCAGGAGGUGGCGCUGGACUUGCUGGACUUAAUGGAGGUGCUGGAGGUCGUGGCCGAGGAGCAGGAGGAGGGGGACGAGGACGACAGGCAGGCACCGCUAGCCUCGGGUCCCGUGGGGCCUGUGCCCCCUUUGGAGGCGUGGGAGAUCCUUCAGUUGGAGCUGGGAGCCGUGAAUGCCCGAGGAGGCAGGGCUUCUGCUCGGCUCAAGCGGAGGCUGGGACAGACGCAUAUCGCCGUGAUCAGUGCCCAAGAUGAAGACGUGCUUAGCUACAUGACCGACCUGCAGGUAGAGGAACUGGAUCAUUCUACGGAUGGCUGUCGAAUGCUAUUUUGCUUUCGAAAUAACCCAUACUUCCGCAAUGCAGUGAUCAUGAAGCAGUAUCACCUGAGCCUCACUGGGCACAGGGCAUCUUGUUCCAGUAAAAUCCAGUGGUUCUGGGAUGAUGAAGUUCAAGCCCCUUUCCCCACGGAGGACACCAUCAGCCUGAGCUUCUUCGACUGGUUGUGUGACCACAACUGGCCAGGGUCAGACAGGAUUGCUGAGAUUAUCAUCGAGGACCUGUGGCUUAAUCCGCUGAAGUACUACCCCAGGAGGAAGACAACUUGA